Molecule: messenger RNA, 1724 nt
Organism: Coprinopsis cinerea okayama7#130
Lineage: Eukaryota; Fungi; Basidiomycota; Agaricomycetes; Agaricales; Psathyrellaceae
Product: glutathione-disulfide reductase
Exons: 9
Coding region: 201-1619 (472 amino acids)
Biological process (GO): cell redox homeostasis; glutathione metabolic process; cellular response to oxidative stress
Cellular component (GO): mitochondrion; cytosol
Molecular function (GO): glutathione-disulfide reductase (NADPH) activity; NADP binding; flavin adenine dinucleotide binding
Source: RefSeq, a predicted model, not a curated record
CUCUCACUCGUCUUCCGCUCUCAACUUCGCUCCGAAGACUAGUUGUACCUUCAGCUCGUCGCUAUACGUCCUCAUUAAGAACAUUUACAACAACGUCUAGAAGCUCCAAGAUACCAGUUUCAAGUUUGAAGACUAGUACUUCGCCUCAGAGAAGGCUCGAUCAGAUCUAUAGAACUCUUUCAACAUCUACAUCGUCCAAUAUGCCGCCCAUUUACGAUAAACCCACUACCGAUAGGUAUGACUAUGUUGUUAUUGGUGGUGGAAGCGGUGGUUCUGGGACCUCGCGUCGAGCGGCUUCUUACGGAAAGAAGGUCGCCGUCGUAGAGGCGACGCCUUACCUCGGUGGUACCUGUGUCAACGUUGGAUGUGUACCCAAGAAGCUGAUGUGGAAUGCUGCUGACCUCCAAGACCGUUUCCGCCACCACGCCCCAGGCUACAAGUUUGAGAACAUCGGCGAACCCACCUUCAACUGGGGUGAGUUCAAGACCCAACGAGACGCGUACAUUCGCCGCUUGAACGGGAUCUACGCAAACAACUUCCACAAAGAGGGCGUCGAGUUCCAUCAGGGUUUCGGUCGCCUCACCUCGCCCAACUCUGUGGAAGUCACUCGUCCAGACGGAACCAAAUACACCCUCCAAGCCGACCAUAUCACUAUUGCCGUCGGCGGUUCGCCAACAAUCCCCAGCGACGAUGUUAUCCCUGGAGCAUCCCUCGGAAUUGACUCUGACGGCUUCUUCGCGCUUGAAUCGCAACCCAAGCGCGUCGCAGUCAUCGGUGCAGGCUACAUCGCCGUCGAAUUGGCGGGUAUCUUCAACGCCCUCGGUAGCGAGACCCACCUUGUCAUCCGAGGCCAAACAGUCCUGCGAACCUUUGAUCCGACCAUUCAGGAGACUUUGACCCCCUGGAUGGAACAUACUGGUGUGCACAUCCACAAGGGCAGCAACGUAACCCGCAUCGACGGUGCCAAAGGCCAGACCUUGACCGUCACCACCGAUCAGGGCGAGAAGAUCGAGGUAGACACCGUUCUCUGGGCUAUCGGCCGUCACCCAUGCACAAAGGGCCUGGGCUUGGAAGAGGUCGGUGUCAAGACCGAUGAGAAGGGCGAUAUCAUCGUCGAUGAAUACCAGAACACCAACGUCAAGGGCGUUUACUCUAUUGGUGAUGUCUCUGGAAAAUGGCUCUUGACCCCUGUCGCGAUUGCUGCUGGUCGAAGGCUUUCUAACCGGUUGUUCGGACCUGAAAAGUUCAAGAACGACAAGUUGGAGUAUGACAACAUUCCAACGGUUGUCUUCUCGCAUCCACCCAUCGGUACUGUCGGUCUCACAGAGCCUCAAGCCCGUAAAAAAUACGGCGACGAUGCCAUCAAGAUCUACAAGACCUCCUUCAAGUCGCUCUACUUUUCUCAAGUUGAUCAAGAUCUUAAGGAACCUACCGUCUACAAACUUAUUGUCGCUGGGCCAGAGGAGAAAGUAGUCGGCGUUCACAUCAUUGGUCAGGGAAGCGACGAAGCCAUGCAGGGCUUCGGUGUCGCGGUCAAGAUGGGAGCAACCAAAGCCGAUCUGGACAACACGGUUGCUAUUCAUCCAACGUCAGCUGAGGAAUUGGUGACGCUCCGAUAAUGGAGGCCUAAAGUCUGUGGGCAAAACACAAGGACUACUUUCGCUUUGUUCGCUUUGGAUGAAUCGAGGAUAUGACAAUUCGAAUUGAUAGCUUCAACUCCCGGA